This is a messenger RNA of Aspergillus ochraceoroseus IBT 24754, 1650 nucleotides long. Its product is annotated as putative MFS multidrug transporter. The transcript has 5 exons. NCBI's taxonomy places the organism in Eukaryota, Fungi, Ascomycota, Eurotiomycetes, Eurotiales, Aspergillaceae. Bases 1 to 1650 code for a protein of 549 amino acids. Gene Ontology annotation, molecular function: transmembrane transporter activity. The record is from RefSeq and is a predicted model, not a curated record. Gene Ontology annotation, biological process: transmembrane transport.
AUGACUCAAGAUGAGAAUCCUCUUAGCGAUAAGCCGCCUGAUGUGCUGCGGCGGUCCUCGACUGUCCAGACGAACGACUUUGACGACUCAUUUCUAGCAAGGGUGAGAUCGUUUUUCCGACGUGAUGACCACAUUGGACUUGUCAGUAAACAUCGGCUGCGUGACUCUCUCGAGAUCGAGGUCCAUACGUGGGAGGGAAAGGAUGAUCCGGAUAACCCCUUUAAUUGGAGUAAUCGAUACAAAUGGACAUUGACCAUUACAGUUUGCAUAAUAUCCAUUCUUACUGGCAUUCCCGCAGGUUCUUAUGGAGCCGGAAAUGAAUGGAUGGCGCAGCAAUUCCAUGUUCAGAAUGUACCCUUUCCGAAUCUUGCCUGGGCUACCGUGUCCUGGAACAUGGGGGCUGCCUUCUGGCCGCUCAUCUUCGUGCCCUUGACGGAAUCCUCCGGCCGCAUGCCAGGCUACUUUGUCGCAUAUUUUAUUCUUGUCGUUUCCUUGUUCCCAUCGGCUUUCGCUCAGAAUUUUGCUACCUUGGUUGUCACUCGGUUUUUCGGUGGUGGCGCGUCCUCUGUUUCCAUCAACAUCGUGGGAGGCAGUAUUAGUGAUGUCUGGCAGGGAGACCGGGCGCGGAGUAUCCCAAUGUCGCUGUUUGGGCUGACCAGCGUGAUUGGAAUUGCUUUAGGGCCUUUUGUCGGGUCAGCAAUCCAGUCGAUCCAUAAGAAAAGCCCCUGGCGAUGGAUCUUCUACAUUCAAAUCAUUUACAAUGCUGCCCUCAUCCCCGUCUUUUGGCUCUUACUCCAAGAAACCCGUGCGGACGUCAUUCUCAGCAAACGAGCCAAACGCAUUCGAAGAGAAACCGGUCGCGCUGUAUAUGCCAUCAACGAGCUGAACCACGAGAGCAUCUGGCGACUUCUUCAGGUCUCCUUUGAGCGCCCAACUCGAAUGCUCCUCACCGAGCCCGUGGUGGCAUUCUUCACCCUUUGGAUUAGUUUCGCGUGGGGUAUCUUAUUCCUAUUCUUUUCGAGCGUGGUCCAGACCUUCUCGAGCAAUUAUGGGAUGAACACCCUACAAACCGGCCUGGUCGAUUUGGCCAUCAGUGUCGGGGCCCUAAUCGGUACCCUCGUCAACCCGCUCCAGGAUAUGAUCUACCAGCAAUCAGCACGUCGCAACCGCGAGCAUCCUGGUCGCCCGAUCCCGGAGGCUAGACUAUACACCUCCAUCCCCGGAAGUAUCCUCUUCACGGCCGGCCUAUUCUGGUACGGGUGGGCUAGUGUUCCUCCUACGCACUGGAUUGUCCCAACCAUUGGCAUCGCAGUCACCGGUCUUGGGAUCUAUUCCAUCUACAUGGCGGUGGUCAACUAUCUCACAGACGCGUACGAGAAGUACGCUGCUUCCGCCCUCUCCGCGGCAUCGUUGGGGAGAAACACAUUCGGUGCCUUCUUGCCUCUGGCUUCGUAUCAGCUUUUUGCGAAUCUGGGAUAUGGAUGGGCGGGGUCGUUGCUGGGGUUCAUCGGACUAGCAUUGUCAGUAGUUCCUGUGGUGUUGGUGAUCAAGGGACCAGCAAUUCGGCGCCGGAGCCCAUUUAUGCGUGAGGCGACUUUCGCACCCGAUGAGACGGACACCAACAAUAGCAAUGGAGGAAACGGCGAUUGA